UGCCCCUCCCGGCCCCCGCGCCGCCCCCCGGCCAGGGCCCGUCCUCGUCGUCGUCCUCGGCGCCCCCGCCGCCCUUCGGCCUCUCCAACUCGGCCGCCAUCCGGGCCGAGAUCGGCCGCUUCGAGUCCGUCCACCCCAACAUCUACGCCAUCUACGACCUGGUCGAGCGCGUCGAGGACCUCGCCCUCCAGGCCCAGAUCCGCGAGCACGUCAUCGCCAUCGAGGAUUCCUUUGUGAACAGCCAGGAGUGGACACUCAGCCGCUCGGUGCCGGAGCUCAAAGUGGGGAUUGUGGGAAACCUCUCCAGUGGGAAGUCGGCCCUGGUGCAUCGCUACCUGACGGGCACCUACGUCCAGGAGGAGUCCCCCGAAGGCGGCCGGUUCAAGAAGGAGAUUGUGGUGGACGGGCAGAGCUACCUGCUGCUGAUCCGGGAUGAAGGAGGGCCCCCUGAGCUGCAGUUUGCGGCCUGGGUGGACGCGGUGGUCUUUGUCUUCAGCCUGGAGGACGAGAUCAGCUUCCAGACCGUCUACAACUAUUACGUCCGGCUCUGCAGCUACCGCAACACCUCCGAGGUGCCGAUGGUCCUGGUGGGCACUCAAGAUGCCAUCAGUGCCAGCAACCCCCGGGUGAUUGACGACUCCAGAGCCAGGAAGCUCUCCAAUGACCUGAAGCGCUGCACCUACUAUGAGACAUGUGCCACCUAUGGGCUCAAUGUGGAGCGGGUCUUCCAGGAUGUGGCCCAGAAGGUGGUGGCCCUGCGCAAGAAGCAGCAGCUCUCCAUCGGCCCUUGCAAGUCGCUGCCCAACUCCCCCAGCCAUUCCUCCGUCUCGGCCGCCUCCAUUCCCUCCGUGCACAUCAACCAGGCUGCCAACGGGAGCGGGGCCUUCAGCGACUACUCCUCCUCGGUGCCCUCCACCCCCAGCAUCAGCCAGAGGGAGCUGCGGAUCGAGACCAUUGCCGCCUCCAACACCCCCACCCCCAUCCGCAAGCAGUCCAAACGCCGCUCCAACAUCUUCACAUCGCGGAAAGGGACGGACCUUGACCGGGAGAAGAAGGGGCCCGAGUGCAAGGCGGACUCCAUCGGCAGCGGGAGGGCCAUCCCCAUCAAGCAGGGGGUCCUCCUGAAGCGCAGCGGGAAGUCCCUCAACAAGGAGUGGAAGAAGAAGUAUGUGACGCUCUGCGAUAACGGGGUCCUGACCUACCACCCCAGCCUCCACGACUACAUGCAGAACAUCCACGGGAAGGAGAUCGACCUGCUGCGGACGACGGUCAAGGUGCCGGGCAAGCGCCUCCCCAGGGCCACCACCACGGGGGCCCCCAGCACCAGCCCCAAGACCAACGGCCUGGCCAAGGAGCGGAGCAGCGCCCAGUUCCCCGGAGGGUCCAGUGCCCCCCACUUGGCCAGCAGCACCUCUCUGCUCUCGGAGCGCUCGGGCAGCGGCACCAACCUGGUCAGCUUCGGUGUGAAGCCAGAGUCGUCUGGCAGCGGCGGCGGCAGCGGGAUGCACCAGCGCUCCUACUCGGUCUCCAGCGCUGACCAGUGGAGCGAAGCCGUCGUCAUUCCCAGCACUGGGGGCAACCCAGCCAAUGGUGGCGGGGGCACAGUGGACUCCCUGAGCUCCAGCCCCAACGUCUCCAGUGCGGCCAGUCCCAAGCUGGAGCCCCCGCCCUCCCCGCACGCCAACCGGAAGAAGCACCGGCGGAAAAAGAGCACCGGCUCCACGCGGCCAGAGGGGGGCGGCACCGCGGCCGAAGAGCAAGACGAGUCCUUUGAGUUCGUCCUGGUGUCACUGACCGGUCAGUCCUGGCUCUUUGAAGCCUCCACGGCGGACGAGCGGGAGCUCUGGGUCCAGGCCAUCGAGAGCCAGAUCCUGGCCAGCCUUCAGGGCUGCGAGAGCAGCAAGAACAAGGCUCGACUGGGGGGACGCGGGGACGCUCUCGCUCUGCAGUCCAUCCGCACGGUUCGAGGGAACAGCUUCUGCGUGGACUGCGAUGCCCCCAACCCCGAUUGGGCCAGCCUGAACUUGGGGGCCCUGAUGUGCAUCGAGUGCUCGGGCAUCCACCGCCACCUGGGCACCCACCUCUCGCGCGUCCGUUCCCUGGACCUGGACGACUGGCCGAUGGAGCUGGUCAUGGUGAUGACGGCCAUCGGGAACGCGCUGGCCAACUCCGUCUGGGAGGGGGCCACUGAGAACUACCCCCGCCCAACGCCCGACAGCUCCAGGGAGGAGAAGGAGCGCUGGAUCCAGGCCAAAUACGAGCAGAAGCUCUUCCUGGCUCCUCUGCCACUCUCGGACGUCCCGCUGGGCCAAACGCUGCUCCGGGCCGUGGUGGAGGACGACCUGCGGGCCGUAGUCACGCUCCUGGCGCACGGGUCCAAGGAGGAGGUCAACGAGACCUAUGGGGACGGCGACGGACGGACGGCCCUGCACCUCUCCUGUGCCAUGGCCAACGUGGUCUUCACGCAGCUCCUCAUCUGGUACGGAGUGGACGCCAAGAGCCGGGACGCCCGCGGCCAGACCCCCCUCGCUUACGCCCGCCGCGCCGGCAGCCAGGAAUGUGUGGACAUCUUGCUGCAGCACGGGUGCCCCAGCGAUGCGGCCGGGGGAGGAGGGGGACCCCCCGGCACCCUGACCCCCAGCCUGCCCCGCCGCAACGCCAACAACAACGCCGCCUCCGGCCCCCUCUGCCCCGAGGGACCCUGACCUCCAAGGCCCCCCCAUUGACCCGCAGCCAGAGCUGGCAAGAAGCAGGGGCAGACCCCCCUCCCUCCCAACAUGGCGCCCAAGGACUUGUGGGGUGGCUGGGUGACCCCUUUUGCACCCCAUUUGGGGGGGGGAGGCCCUGGAAGAAAGGGAAGUGGGGCCACAUGGGCCCCUGAAGAAAGGGAAGCCCCCCCCCCCGCUCCAUGGCUCACUGUUUGUAGCAGAAGCCCCCCUUUGUGUCCCCCUCCCCCGGGGCUACAGCAGCCCUUCUGGGCCAGUCUGGGGGCUCACUGGCUGACCCCUCCCCACAGACCCGUCUUAGGUGCUGCUUCUUCCCGCAGGCCCCUCCCCGCCGUCCCCUGUGUAUAAAAUGUACAUUGGAAAUAUUUAUAUGAUAGUAUGUAAAUAAGGGUCCUUGGCCGUCUGCCUCUGUGUGUCCGAGCGAGUGAGUGUGCCCCCUUGACCUUUGACCUGCGGCCUCGGAAGAGAAGCUGCCCAAUAAAGACUCUGCCACUUGG
Messenger RNA from Anolis sagrei ordinatus, 3223 nucleotides. NCBI's taxonomy places the organism in Eukaryota, Metazoa, Chordata, Lepidosauria, Squamata, Anolidae. The record is from RefSeq and is a predicted model, not a curated record.